This is a messenger RNA of Neocloeon triangulifer, 1042 nucleotides long. RefSeq names its product bis(5'-nucleosyl)-tetraphosphatase [asymmetrical] (gene Apf). NCBI's taxonomy places the organism in Eukaryota, Metazoa, Arthropoda, Insecta, Ephemeroptera, Baetidae. The coding region runs from base 430 to 849 and encodes 139 amino acids. Gene Ontology annotation, molecular function: bis(5'-nucleosyl)-tetraphosphatase (asymmetrical) activity. The transcript is spliced from 4 exons. Gene Ontology annotation, biological process: ATP biosynthetic process; AMP biosynthetic process. The record is from RefSeq and is a predicted model, not a curated record.
AUUCUCUUAACGCCGGUUUUCUCUUCUGCCUUGCCAAGAAUGGGCGUCCAUGGUCGGCCCUCCUCGCUCAGCGUUUUCUCCAGCUUCUCGCGGAAGUCAUUCACCCUGGCGGUCAUCCUGCUGCGCGCUCUGGUCGGCCGAACUAUGUGCAAGCGAAAAAGUUCUGUGCGAUCAAUGCGAUAAUGCUAAUUUUAGUGGAUUCGGCGUUAAUGAUUCACGGAUUGUAACGUACCUCGACUCAAAAAAAUUACCCAAGGGCCCAAGGUCGCAUUGCUGCUGCAAACAAAAGACGAGCGCCAAUAACAAUAGCCACGCCCCCUUCUUCAUUUAAUCCUAUUUUGUUCGCUAAAAUUCGUCGAGUCGGCCCGAAUUUCAGUGCGAAUCGUCAGUUGUCUCCGCAGUUUUUGGUGCCGUGGAUUUUUAGCCGAAAUGGGAGAAAUUCGUGCUGCCGGUUUUGUCAUCUUCAGACGACUGGCUAAUCAAAUUCAGUACCUCUUGAUGCAAGCCUCUUACGAACCGUUCCACUUCACUCCUCCAAAAGGCCACGUUGAGGAGGGUGAAGAUAAUUUGGAGACUGCGAAAAGAGAAACAAAAGAGGAGGCCGGAAUCGAUUUCAAAGACCUUAAAAUGCUUGAAUUCACCAAGAGCUUAAGAUACGAAGUCAAAGGGAAACCUAAAGUGUCCGUCUACUUUCUCGCCGAACUGGUGAACCCUGAAACCCCUGUGAUACUUUCCCACGAACACAAGGCGUACGAAUGGCUGCUCAUUGAUGACGCCUGCAAAAAAGCGAAUUUCCAAGAUAUGCAAGAACUGUUGAGAGAGUGCAACGCAUUCCUCACUAAAAACUAAUCGCCCUAAUAUUAUUGAAAUUUGAAAAAAAAAAUCCCAAGUAAUUUGUGGAAAAUGUUCCUUUGAGUAAUCUAUGCAAACAUCCGUUAAAUCAAUCUAGUGGAAGUACUGUUUGUAUGUUUGUAAAAUUUCUGUUACAUCCAGAAAAGACCAAUAAAUUUUUAAGCUCCCCUGCAAAUAAAGCUAAUUUUUG